CUGGAGGCAAGAUGGCGGAGUCUAACGAGUGCUUUAAUAUUGGCAGCACAGUAACUUGCAAAACGUGCUUUAAUGAAGACUUGCAGGGCGAAGUAUUAGCCUUUGACCCGCACGUGAAGCUUCUAACGUUGAAGUCCCCGUCCAGCAAUGGCCGUUCAGCGACAUAUGACAUCCACAUGGUCAACCUCAGCUAUGUGUCACAAGUCACAGUAAUGAGAGAAGCUGCUGGUUCACCUCUACCCUCACUGCCAUCUUUAAAUCUCAGUAAGCUUAGUAAUCGGGCAAAGAAAAGUAUAGAUGAAAAACAACGAUUAAUUGAAGCAAUGCAGUCAGGCGUGUCUCCAGUCGGACAGAAGCUGUUCCUUCACAUUCGUAAAACGAUGGAAGAAGUCAAGUGGGCUGGAGUGAGCAUUUUGGUGAUGGGUCAGGUGAUCAUCUCUCCCCCAUACCAGCUGGAGAAUGUCAAGGAGCAAAAGGAAGGCAAGGAAUCCAACUCAAAGACUCUUCCUUACGUCAAGAAACUCGUGGACAAAUUUCAUCAGGAUCAACAGAGCCUGUCCCUUAAUAAUGGAACAAGUGCAACUCCCGUUGUAGCUGAGGUGCAGCCAGUAUCACAGUAAAGAAGUUAGACAACCAAGGCAUGUACAACACCAUGGUGGGGAGAAGGGGAUCUCUCCCAGGUGAAUGUGCUCUAUAUUUUAAUAAGUAUAUAGUGCAGGCCACUUCUGAAGGUCAUGUGUGUGUGAGCAAAUCACGGUGUGACUGGUGGUCAUGACAUGUCAAGAGUGAAAGUUGAAUAUGUGCAAUUUAGUUUUUUCACCUGAAGUUCAGUUUCCUAUGCUUUGUUAUAACUUUUUCUUUUGAACCACAAAGAUAUUCUCUCAGGCUUUAUGCUUGAAGAUUAUGUUGUGAAUAUUUUGAAAAUACUUUGAGCAUUAUAUUUUAUAUGAAUACAAAACUUUUAUAACUACCUGAAAGAUUCCUAUGCCUGGAUUGCCAAGAAAGAAUGCCAUACAUCCUACAUACAAAGUUGAACAAUAAAAGCUGCAUUUAAGAAUGUUAGGUAGGUGGCAGCAAAGUAUCCUGAAUAUUGGAAUCCUUUACAUCGUCUUUUAUGAGCAUAGUUCACAAAACAUUACCAUAAACACUGAAAAAAGUGAAUCUCUAGUUUUGUAUUGGACCACAAGUUAGUGAGAUCUUGCCCCUGGCAGUGGGCUGGCUAAAUGAGAUCCUAAGUUGUUUUCUUUGUAUAUAAUUUUUUUUUCAUGAUAAUUAUCAAAGUGAAGCCAGUCAUGUUAAAUAUGUAAAUAAAUUAUUGUUAAAUGCCACAUGAAUCUACUGUUCCAUAUUUUUUAACUAUCUCCUGAAAUAGUUUUACAUAUGUGCAGCUAAUGACAGGACAAAGCAAUAGCACUCUCCUUAUGCAGGCAAGUCAUGAAUUAAUGAAAGGCAUUUAUUGAGACAGAUUAAACCUUUAUAAAUGACAGCAUUAACAUUCUGGAUGUUAAUUGCUUACUCAAAACUUCUAUUUAGAAGUAAGUUCAAUCGCAUUUCCUCCCAUUUAAAUUUUGUUUGGUAACAUGAUCACCUCUUUCUAAUGCUACUUUCAUAUGCCUUGUGCUUUCCAAGAAACCUAAAUUCCUGGGAAAUGUAUUUGCUUCAUUUUCCAUCUUGUAUCUUUUUUUUUUUUUUUUUUUUUUUUUUUUUUUUUUUCUCUACAAGUGGUAAUUUUUAUCUUGAAGGUAUCUUCUGGGAAAUGCGAAGUUCCACGUGGCAUGUAUUUUCUGAAACUGAGACUUACAAUUUUGACAAAGGAUGAAGGAUUAUCCCUUUUUUACAGACAACAUAAGUAACAUUUUGUACUAUCCUCCCAAACAACAUAAGUAACAUUUUGUACUAUCCUCCCAACUUGAUUUUACUACACUUUAUUAAUAAGUAAAGGAGUGAAUCCUGUAAAUUAGUCAUGUCAGUUUGGUAUGUUAUUUAUCAGACAUCAUUACAGUAAGUGGAGAGAGAAUGUGUGACGUCAUCCUUCUUAUCUGGGAUUUAUCAAUGUGUCUUGUACCAAAGAACAGUGAAAAUGCAGGAUUGUUGUUUUUACCCGUUCACUUGAUUUUCUUCCUUGUGUGGAUAUGAUGGAUCAGCAAAUUGAAGUACUGGACACUACAAACCUCUAAUUCCUUUCCCUCCAGAACACAGUCUUGUUGCGCAGUGACACCCAUCCACACUUUUCUGUACCAUCUUGUUGAAUCUGAUACACUCCAUUUACCUGGAAGUAGUCAAGGUAAUGUGAGAGUGUCAUGACUGUUUGUUGAGGAAGGGUGAUGGUAACAGUAGAUAUUGAGAAGGGUGUGAUCAUUUCAGUACAAAGCUCAGGACUGGGAAAUAAAAAAUGAACAUUAAAUUCAAUUAUUGUUCAAACAUUGGUGCUUGAAUUAUCAUGGAGUAUUAUGAGGUUUAAGAAUUAUUUUUUAACACUUAGCAUAAAAAGAAAAUUAUUUCACUGCAUCAACACAAAGGCCUGAACUCAAUGGCAGAGAGAAUCUGGAGUGGUGAGAGUAAAUUCUGCUGGAUUGGCUAGUUGAUAAUGACUUCAAUUGUAAAGAGAAAGAAUUAUCUGUAACUGCAAACUUUUCUUAGUUGUUCACUGAUAGCUGCCUUUGAAGCUGCAUACAUAGCUUAAGAAAUGUGUCAUUCAGCAAGAAGUUUUGGUGCCAUACAUUACAACUGGUGUCAAGGUCUGUUAGGUGUCCAAGUACUUUUACUGUCCUCUAUCCUUCAUCACACAUUCUUCCCCACUCUUAUGAUGAAAUAAUCUUGAAAUUUUUCUGAUCAGACAUUUUUAAUAAUAAAUUACAAAGUAUAUUAGCAUUAUUUUGAUGAUUUUAAUGACUUAUAAAAGAGGAAAGGCUAAUCAUAAAAAUUAAUCUGAUUUUGAAAUUUGAAAAAAAGUAUAUAUUUACUUUAUUUAUUUAUUUUUAUUUGUGAACUUGUUUAUGCUAUAAUUUUUCUUGCUACCAAAUGUUUAAAGUAUUCUCUAUUGGCUUGUGUUAAUUAAUCAAUCUGAUUUUUUGAACAUCUUAUUGAAGUCAAGUUUGUUAACCAUGAAUUACAUAACAGUGGUCUGAAUAUUGGGUGCCAUCUCAACAUCAUAUAACAUUAGGAUUUUUCAUAAUUUAGUUCUUCAAUUUGGAAGUACAUUGUCAAAAAUACUGAAACAUUAAUUUUCUAUUCUUACAUGAAUGUUCUUAUCAAUGCAGGAAAUGAAUAUUUAACAGACACAAUGAAAACUCAAACAGCUUGUCUAAAGCAACUGCAAAGAUCCAGCAUAACUAAAGGCAGGUUUACACACGGCAAUUCACAGCUGCUUGCAGUCACAAUUAGCUGAAUUGCUGGAGCAAUUAUGAAACAGCUCAGUCAGUCACCGGCUGCUUUCCUGACAAUUUUCUACAGUCAAAUAAGAAAAAUUAUCAAUAUGGAAUUGAAAAUGAGAACAUUGUUGGAGCGUAAAAUAACCACUGACUCAACCAUUACUUAUGAUAUAUAUAAAUUAUUUUAAUUUAUUUAUAAGAAGAAUGUAAAACAGAUGCAGAAUUAGUUUGUUCACAUUGUCAUGCAGGAAACCUGUUCAAUCAUUUCUUCUUUUCCCUUUCCUAUUAAAAAAAGAAAAAAUGUAAAAUUACAAUUAUGGUAACCAGCUUAUCGAAAGACUCCAUGUUGACUGUAUGUUCUGAUGCAGCGGCCAGCCUAGAGGCUGCUCUCCAUCAUGUCAAUGCUUUUGGGUGAAGCUUGCCGUCUGCUCCGGCAAUUUGUUGUUGGCCCCAUUUAAAUCACAUCGCCACUCUGCCUCCCUAAAAACACCUAAAACAGCAGCAUAACAUUCAGUAAGAAGAAAUAUAUCAUUUAUAUUUUAGCAACCAUUGUGUUGGUUAUGUCAUCAGGAAAUAAUGAAAAUUAUAUUUUAGGAAUUAAAUUUUUUUUAGAGAAUUGAAUUAAAUCAAAUAGCCUUAACAACUUAGUUGAGGAAAGAGGACACUAAAAAUUUUUAAAGUGUGCUACACUGUUUUGAGUCACAAUGAAAAGAAACUGUCUAAAGGACAAAAGUGGCAUCAUAUGAUUUUGUCACGUACCUGAAUUUCAUGGAUUUGUAUAUUACUCAAUUUUUAGUACCGAUAUAUUUUUUUGUAUAUUCCUUCCUAUUCACUGCACAAUAAAGACAAAGAUGGCUAAUCUUAGGUUACUUAGACAAUACUGAAUGAAUUACUAAUGUAUGACAAACUACAUAAAUAGUGUUGCUAUAUUUUACAUAAAUGAAAUUUAUAUUGUUUGGGACAUGUAUUUUUACUGUUGAAGGGUAGUGAAAACUGAAGUCAAUAAUUGAUAAUUGUUAAUAGAUUACUAUCAUCAACUGAUUCAUAUGAGGAGGAUUUUAUGUUAGUCUUAAAGUAGACCAAAGAAUUUAACAGUAUAGUUAAUUAUAUAUAUAUAUAAUUAUAUAUAUAUAAUAUAUAUAAUUCUUACACAUGAUGCAGUGGAAGAUGUUUAGCUUCAAGAUAUGUUGAGAUAGAAUCUUAACAGUAAAAAGAUGUCCCAACAAAAAAAUGAGAUACCUAUCCAAAAGACAACGAUAUGUUUUGAAAUGCAACAAAGUAAAGCAGCCUCAAGGUUUGGAUGAGGCUGGGAGGCAUUACACUGCUAUUGCCAAAUAAAUAUUGUAGAAUUCAGGCUCUUCAUACCAAAAACUGACUUCAUUAUGUGUUUCUUGCAUGUAAUUUAUUUUCUAUAUUUGUGUUAUCGUGCACUUACAAGGUGGGAUCUUGAAGAAUACUUUUCUAGGCCAUUCUGAUGUAUAGAAUUUUCUAGGAAGAUAAUGAUACCCUGCCCUAUUUUGUCCCUUUUAGUCUGUCUCAACAACAGGUAGGGAAGACAAGGACAUGAUGUAAGAACUUCACACCUCACUGAUGGCCUAAAAUGAGGAGUGUUGACAUAUAAUUGUUUUUGUACUAAAUAAAUCUUUGAUGCCACUUUAACCACGGUAGUAAUAAUAAACGGCAAUAAACAAAUACGAUGGACUUGAUAUAUGUAUACUGAGAAAUCUAAAUACUACUACAUAUACACUGUGAUGUAUUAGUGUAAAGAUUUGUGAGAGGAAGCUAAACCCAGUAUGAAAAGAGAAUUAAUUCUUGUCUUACUGUGCUAUAUGUUCUUGAAUUUACAGUUACAUAUGUUGAUGAGAUAAACAAUUUUUAGGCACUUGCUGGGACCAACAUACUGGCUGAAAGAAAAGUACAACUACAAGCUCUGUCAAUGCAGCAUAUGGAAAUUAUGCAUCAGCUACCCAAGACCCUCUUCCAACUUUUUUUUUUUUUUUUCUUUCCUUGUUUUGAGGAAACUUUUAGUAAUGACUGAAAUGGGAUUUGACUUGAUAGAGAGAAUGAUGUGAGGCUGAAGUUAUCAGGAUGACAAAAAUUAGCUGGCAUAUGUGAAAACUUUUAUUUUAUUAUGAAAUAGAAGAAAAGAGAAGUGUUAAAGACCGAAGGGCACUGAAGCACUCAGGCUUAGUAUACAGAUUACACAGUAGAUGCUCUUUGGUUUAUGCUCUACUGUAUAAUUAGGAGCCCUAGGCCGGGUGAUUCUUUUAUAGAGGUUUGUGCAGGAGAGAUGAGAGUUUAUGUUACUGAUCCUUUUUCUAUCAUGAGAAGUGUGAGUGGCAGGAGAGGAUGAACAGGAAAGCUAUGCAUCUUACUGUUGUAAUUAUUUAUCAUUGUUUCAUAUUGAGUAUAAAACUUUGUUUUCUUAUUGAAUAUAAAUUUUUUAUAGAAGACAAUUGAGACCAUAUAGAUAUUUAAAAAAAAAAAUUUAAAUGAUGCUAAUUUAGUAAAAUGUGGAUCAUAUGUAAUUUAUGACCUGUAAAAACUGUCAAUAAAGACAAAUAUAGAA
Molecule: messenger RNA, 5940 nt
Organism: Portunus trituberculatus (swimming crab)
Lineage: Eukaryota; Metazoa; Arthropoda; Malacostraca; Decapoda; Portunidae
Product: protein LSM12 homolog
Exons: 5
Coding region: 12-620 (202 amino acids)
Molecular function (GO): RNA binding
Source: RefSeq, a predicted model, not a curated record